CCUGCUUGGCCUGGGGCUUUCUGCCCCCUUUCAGGGCCGGAGCAGGGUAGCAGUGGAGCUGUGGGGAGAAGCUGCUCAAGGAAGGAGAUGAACCCCCUCCUCCGCUUCCCGAUGGCUCUGCUGCUCUGGCCACUGCUGGCCGCCUGCCUGCCUGCUCUGAGUGCUGGGCAAGACCAGGCCACCUUUGUUCCCGACGUGGGCUGGGAUGACGGUGCCCAGAGGAACAUGCUGCUGGUCCCUCCGGUGGAAGUCCCGUCCGAAGACGAUCGGCUGCCACAGGCGGGAACAGAACCCCAAGGGGCCCUUCAGGACCCCACAAAGUCUCCCCACUUUCCAGAUGAAGCUGCCAUCCCGGGGGAGAUGGUUCCGGAUGGGUCGAAAGAGCUGGGGGACCUCCCCAAUUCUCUCGAGCAGGAGGAGGAGGAGGAGGAGGAGGACGAAGGCUGCCAGGACCAAGCCCUUUCCGGAAGUGUGGACCAGAUCGCUUCAGCCAUGAGGGCCCUGGGGGUGGACCUCCUGCGGGAGAUGGAAGCGGAGGACAGCACGGGCAACACCAUCUUCUCUCCCCUCAGCAUCGGCCUGGCCCUCGCCCACCUGGCUCUCGGGGCCGCCAACCAGACCCAGAAGCGCCUCCUGGAGGUCCUGCACAUGGAGUUCGUGCCCUGCCUCCACCAGGCGCUGCGGGGGAUCACCCAGCACCUUCACCAGACGGCCCUCAGCAUAGCCGGCCGCCUCUUCUUGGAGAAAGGCUUCCCGGUCAAAGAGAAGUUCCUGGAGGCGUCCCAGAGGUUCUACGGAGCAACGCCCGGCCUGCUUUCUGGGAACAACCAGGCUGACCUGGAGACCAUCAACAGGUGGGUGGAAGAAGCCACCAAUGGGCAGAUCUCCACCAUGCUCACCCAGCUGCCUCCCAACAUCGUGAUGGUCCUUCUCAACGCGGUCUACUUCCAAGGGUUCUGGAAGACCAAAUUCAACCCACUCCUGACGGAGCCCAGCCUGUUCCACCUGGACGAGGACUCUGCGGUCUCUGUGGAGAUGAUGAAGGAACGGGACUUCCCCCUCAGCUGGUUCAGAACGGAGUCCUGGGAGGCCGAGGUUGCCAAGUUUCCCUUUAAGGGCAACGCCUCCUUCGUGGCCAUCGUCCCCCGGCUCCACCUGCGGAAGAACUUCUCUCAGCUUCUGUCCGAGGUCCUCCAGCUCGGUCUGGAGGCCUCGUUCCCCAAGGAGAGACCCACCAUGGUGAAGAUGCCGAAGCUGCACUUAGAGGACCACGUGGACCUCAACGGGGCCUUGACUCGGCUAGGUCUCGGAGAGCUCUUCUCCGCCCCAGACCUCCACCACAUCGCCGAGGGGCCCCUGGUGGUCUCCAGCAUCCAGCACCGAGCCGCCCUGGAGCUGGCCGAGGCUGGAGUGCAGGCAGCGGCAGCCACCAGCGUGGUGGCUUCCCGCUCUUUCUCGGCCUUCUCCCUCGACCAGCCCUUCAUCUUCAUGAUCACGGAGGACAUCACGGGCAUCCCCCUCUUCGUGGGCACCAUCCGGAACCCCAGCCCUGGGGCUCCCCGGGAGAAGACGGGCCAGGACCCCCUUGGGGAGAAGGAAGGGCCGCCUCUUGAUCACGAGCGUCGCCGCUGGAAGCCCUGAAGGGCCACAGGGCUCCCCCCCCCAUUCCAGACAACCCGGCCUCCCAGAAGACCCUCCCGAUGGCUGCCCACCCAAAGCGGCUCUCCCUCCCAGUUGGUGUCUCAGGAGGGGGGUGGGAUCCCAUUCCAAUCUUGAAACUGAGGUGGUGGGAGAGCCUCCCUCGGCCACUGGUGGCCCUGGCAGUUGGGAUCCGGCACCUCAGCUUGCCAGAUGUGGGGCUCCCCAUCUGGCCUGGCAGCCCCCCCAUUGAUUUCUCUCCCCCCUCAGUGGUUUCUUUGGCAUCAGGCUGGAUGUCCCCCCCCCAUUUAGUCAGAGCAAACUCCUCUUUGCCCCGGGAGCCCCCCCCUCAGUCCACGUUACACACAGG
Molecule: messenger RNA, 2008 nt
Organism: Thamnophis sirtalis
Lineage: Eukaryota; Metazoa; Chordata; Lepidosauria; Squamata; Natricidae
Source: RefSeq, a predicted model, not a curated record